AGCAAUAAAAAAACACACAAAGAGACAAUAAUCUAAAAGCUAUUCAAUUCAAUGCGCGUUACGCUUCCCAGUGGUAUUGUUCGUUGCUUGGCCACCUAUCUCUGCCUUUUCUUUCGCCUCGCGCCUCUUUUGCUCUUAAUCCUAUCUUCGCCUUCAGACCCCCAACGUGUUCGACGAAAUGCCUGAGCCAUGCUCUCCCUCACUACCUCUUCAAAUCACCUCGUCAUCUUGCACUGCUCGCUCCCACGUUUGAGCCCUCGCUCUCACGCCCUCCCCUCCAUUCUCUUCGUUACUGAUUCGAGAAGAAGAAGAAGAACGAAAAGAAUACAGAAACUGUUUGUGCCUUUGAGUUUUGGCACGGUGAAGGAGAGCUGCGGUUCUGAGUUACGGUUUUCCCAGGUUUUGUGCAGUGGUGGUGGACCUGGUAGUUGUUCUGGGUUCGCGAGGAGGUGUUUGAACUGGGAUAGCGAGGGGGAUUUUGAUUUGGAGGCGGAUAUUUUGGAGUUCAUGAAGGAAUCGAGGAACCCAGGAGCGUUUCCCGGCAAGAAAGAGCUGGUUGAAGCUGGGAGGAUGGACUUGGUGGAGGCUAUUAAGAACAGAGGUGGUUGGCUCUCGCUGGGCUGGGAUUUGAGUGACGAGGAGGAGGAAGAAGAGAUGGUCCAAGAGAAUGUUGCCGCUAGGGUUUCGAAUUCUUCCUCAGCGGACAACGAAUUUGGUAGUGUUUUUGAUUCGUUGGGCGAUGGAAUUCGGAGCUCUGGGAUGGUUUCUUGUUUUUCAGGAAAUUCUUCUCAGUCAGCCUCGUCGUCUGGUAGAUCACUGGAAACGGCAACAGAGGAUGAGUCUGGGAUUGAGGGUAUAUUGAAUCGAUUGGAGAAACAAAGAAAUUUGACUUUUGGGGUUGGAUCGAAAGAGAAAGGAAAUGACUCUCAGUUUCCAAUUAAUCGUGGUAAAGAUGACUGGCAACCUGGAACCUUGCUAGAUACGGCAGUCGCUAGACUGGAGAGAAGCGGUAAAAUGGCUUCUUUAGGUUCCAGUAAUCACAAUUACAAUGAUUUUGGGGGCAAGCUUGGCCAGAACAGAUCUUUCUUUGAUGUUGAUGGUUUUAGAAACUCAAGGAAGCCAGACAUGUGGAGAACUUGGAGCAUUCAGAGGGCUGGCUUUUCUGAUGCCAAUUUUGAAGCUGCUGAAAUUGCUCCCCUUGAAACUAGAACUGGAGGCGAGAUACUUGAAAUAAGAGAGGUUCCUAGUGAACCUUCAAACACAGGGAAAGAAUUGAGCCCUUGUCACAAAGACAUUAACCACAAUGAAAUACGAAGUCGCCUUCAGCACCUGGAGUUACAGCUUUCCUCUGUACUUCACACCUUGAGGUUGAAUGCUGAUGAAGCUAUGUCACAGAAGGAUCGUGAAAGCUCCUCUGAGGAGUUGCGGAAGCUUUCUGAUGCUUGGGAGUUCCAGGAAAAUGAGAUCAUGAAUGCUCAGGACAGAUUACGGUCAAUACGUGCAAAGUUAACAGUAAUAGAGGGAAAGAUGACCCUGGCAAUAAUUGAUGCUCAGAAGAUGGUGGAGGUGAAACAGAAGAGAAUUGAUGAUGCUCGUAGAGCUUUACGACUUCUUCGUACUACUUGGAUAGUUUGGCCCAAUUCAGCCUCAGAGGUGCUCUUAACUGGUUCAUUUGAUGGUUGGGCUACCCAGAGGAAGAUGGAGGAGUCAAGUUCGGGUGUAUUUUCUUUGUGCCUGAAGUUGUACCCGGGCAGAUAUGAGAUCAAAUUUAUAGUCGAUGGUGAAUGGAGAGUUGAUCCCUUACGUCCUGUCGUCAAUGACAACGGAUAUGAGAAUAAUCUGCUAAUUAUCACAUGAAGCUACGCCAGAAGCCAGAAGCAUGCAGCAGUAGUGGUACUUGUAGCUGGGCCUUUUCUUUUCUUUCUUUACCUCUUUGUAAACAGAGACUGGGUAGCUCAUGAUUCUUUUAUCAGAGGAUUAGUAUAUGCAACUCUGUUAGAUUUUUUUUUUUUUUCAAAUGGGUGGUUGUUUUGCCGAUGUUUACUGAUGUGUAAGACACCUGUGUGUAACACCAAGUGAUCUAAUUCAAUCAUAUAACUUGUUGAAA
Messenger RNA from Corylus avellana, 2107 nucleotides. Its product is annotated as 5'-AMP-activated protein kinase-like protein. NCBI's taxonomy places the organism in Eukaryota, Viridiplantae, Streptophyta, Magnoliopsida, Fagales, Betulaceae. The record is from RefSeq and is a predicted model, not a curated record.